Molecule: messenger RNA, 1258 nt
Organism: Hevea brasiliensis (rubber tree)
Lineage: Eukaryota; Viridiplantae; Streptophyta; Magnoliopsida; Malpighiales; Euphorbiaceae
Product: lipid phosphate phosphatase gamma
Exons: 2
Coding region: 201-869 (222 amino acids)
Biological process (GO): protein N-linked glycosylation; lipid biosynthetic process
Cellular component (GO): endoplasmic reticulum membrane; intracellular membrane-bounded organelle
Molecular function (GO): dolichyldiphosphatase activity
Source: RefSeq, a predicted model, not a curated record
CCAAACCUGUGUCCCCUCCUCUUUGCUGGCUGCUCCUCGUCCCUUCCUAGUUCCUAGGGCUUGCUUUUCUUCAUCCUUAUCCUUAUGUAACUUUCUACGUCUUCGGAUUAUCGAGAACAAUCACAGAACACGAAACCCAAACACCACCACAUCUCACAGAUCUCUCGCCAUUCUCCACACCCAGAAUUAUCAAUAUCACCAUGGCCCAUCCUCCACUCAAGGCCGUCACUCUCACCCACGUCCGGUACCAAAAGGGCGACCACUUAGGCCAUUUAUUAGCUUGGAUCUCGCUAGUCCCGGUCUUCAUAAGUUUAGGUGGAUUCAUUUGCCAUUUCUUCUUCCGUCGCGAACUCCAGGGCAUGUUCUUCGCUCUUGGCCUCAUCAUUUCCCAUUUCAUCAGCGACUUCAUCAAGACAUUGGUCCAGCAAGCCCGCCCCGAGACCUGCAUCUUUCUCGAGAUGUGCGAUUCGCACGGCUGGCCAUCCAGUCACUCUCAGUACAUGUUCUUCUUUGCCGUCUACUUUACUCUAUUGACCUUUAAAGGAAUUGGGUUAACCAAAGUUAAUCACAAGUGGGCGAGGUGUUUCCUGCCGUGGUUAUUGGCGGUUUUGACCAUGCAAUCGAGGGUGUACUUGGGAUACCAUACGGUGCCGCAGGUGUUUGCUGGUGCUACUUUGGGGAUUUUUCUUGGAGCAGCAUGGUUUUGGGUGGUGAAUUACAAGCUUUUUAAUUUUUUCCCUGUGAUUGAGGAGAGUAGGUUCGGGAGGAUGUUUUAUGUGAAAGAUACUUCGCAUAUACAAAAUGUGUUGGAAUUUGAGUAUGAUAAUGCAAGAAAAGCUAGAAAGGAGAUGGCUGCCAAGUCCAAUUGAUCGACUAAUAUUGCUCUUCUAGGUUGGUAACUUUUUCAUAGCUGCAUUUUCAGAUUCCAUUCACUCUCCAAUUGAUCGUAUGGAUGACAAGAUUCUUUAUUAAGCAAGUCUUGUUUAUAGUCUUGUUUAUAUCACUUCAUCUAGAAGACCAUAUGGGAAGCUAGCUGGAGGGAGUAGCAUUAAGGUUUAGAUUAUUUUAAGAAUAUUGAUUUGUCAUACUCGCAGGAUCUCUACAUUACUGAAAGAUGUCACAGAAAACAUAAAUCUCUUAGACAAUAAAUUUAGAAACUUUACUUCACGUUGAAGCUUGAAGUUUGUACCAAAAGAUCUCUUCUUUUUUGCUGUUUUCAACUCUUUAAAUUAAAUUAUAUCCAUUGAAUAUUAUUUCA